Suillus subalutaceus is the source of this 369-nucleotide messenger RNA. RefSeq lists its product as uncharacterized. The transcript has a single exon. The coding region runs from base 1 to 369 and encodes 122 amino acids. Lineage: Eukaryota; Fungi; Basidiomycota; Agaricomycetes; Boletales; Suillaceae. The record is from RefSeq and is a predicted model, not a curated record.
AUGACCGCCCCGAACAUCCACUUAAUGGUUAUCGAGAUGCUGGACCCUUUAAACAGUAUGCAUGACCUAAAAUGUGUCCUCAAGUUCAAUGGUGACCCACCUCCCCCCAAAUUCAUGGUAUUUUGCAAUGAGCGCAAAGAGACAGAGCGAUUAUGCGAAUUUGCACGGUCAGAAGCACCACCUACUGUGGCUAAAAAGCUGGUCUGGUUUCAUUCAGGCAUGAGUACUGAUUUUCGAGCUGAGACGAUUGAGAACCUUCGGAAGGGGGAGAUAUGGGGUAUCUUCUGCACAGAUGCGGCUGGUAUGGUCAGUCAUUACAUUAAAAUAUAUGUGCAAAGCUCAUACCUUACAGGGCCUAGACCUUCGUGA